Messenger RNA from Epinephelus fuscoguttatus (brown-marbled grouper), 4105 nucleotides. RefSeq names its product semaphorin-4G-like. Gene Ontology annotation, molecular function: semaphorin receptor binding; chemorepellent activity. NCBI's taxonomy places the organism in Eukaryota, Metazoa, Chordata, Actinopteri, Perciformes, Serranidae. The record is from RefSeq and is a predicted model, not a curated record. Gene Ontology annotation, biological process: negative regulation of axon extension involved in axon guidance; neural crest cell migration; axon guidance.
UGUAACUGUCCUCGCGCAGGCUGGAGCUCAUGUUACACCCCAAAAAGUGGAACUAGGAACCGUCUCAUCUUCAAAUAACAACGAGCUGGUUUAUAUAAAAGGGAGCGGACCACCUUAUCCAGAGGUUGGUGGUGAGAAAUAAACCGGAGAAGUGAGCGUCGUGGGAGGGCGGGCCACCUGUGACGGCAAAUGAGUGGGGAAGAGGCUCGAGUCAAUGCCACUGUUAGUACUGUGUGUCGCUCAGAGGGUGUUUGUGUGUUUGACAGUGUGUUUCGGCGUGUAAAGUCCACUUGGAUUAUCUUGAGCUCAAGGAAACCUACAUAUCUUUAUCUUUGAGGAAACUGUACGUGAUUCAGGUUUCUUUCAAGAGGCUGCCUGCUUGCCUGCUACUGCCAGUGAGUGGGUGUGUGUGAGUCGUGGGGUGAAUAUGUUUGUGUGAGCGCCUUUUGCAUGUGUGUACACCCCGGCUGGAGAGUGUGUGUCCCAUGAGACGCUCGUCGGAGAUGCAGGGAGCUCGGUGCUCUGCGGUGCGGCUCCUGCUGCUGAGCUGCUGUGUGUGUGCGGCAGCCGGCUACCCAUUCAGAACACCCUGGACUGACGUGACUCCACGCAUCACCGUGUUGAGCGGCGGUCUCCAGGGCUGCAGACGUUUCCACUCCUCUGCAGUCAACUACAGUACCAUGAUGCUGGAGGCUGACAGUGAGCGUCUCUACGUCGGGGCCCGGGGGGCUGUAUUCGCUCUCAAUGCCUCUGACAUUUCAGCCAACUCGCCUCUCACUAUUGAGUGGGAAGCCUCCCCCGAGCAAAAACGUCAGUGUCUGCUCAAGGGAAAAGACAAUAAGACGGAGUGUUUUAAUCACAUCCGCUUCCUCCAGAGGUUCAACUCAACUCAUCUCUACAUGUGUGGGACUCAUGCAUUCAGACCCCUCUGUGCAUACAUAGACGAGGAGAGGUUUGUUAUGUCUCCACCUGAAGAAGGCAGAGACAAAUGUCCCUACUGCCCGACAACAGGCUACACUGCCCUCAUCGUCGACCAGCAGAUGUAUACAGCUUCCCAGUACGAGUUUAGGAGCUUUCCAGACAUCCGCCGCAACUCUCCGUUCCCCACGCUGAAGACAGAAGAUGCCCCUACACGCUGGCUGAAUGAGGCAGAAUUCGUGGGCUCGGCGCUGGUGAGGGAGAGUUUGGGCAGCAACACCGGUGACGAUGAUAAGAUCUAUUACUUUUUCACUGAAAGUAGCCAGGAGCAGACGACAACUUACAGCCACAGCCGGGUGGCACGAGUGGCUCGUGUUUGUAAGGGCGACCGGGGAGGCCGUUUAACUCUCCAGAAGCGGUGGACGUCCUUCCUCAAGGCCAGGCUGACAUGUUCUCUGCCCGUGUACGACUUCCACUUAAACAUGCUGAGCAUCGUGUUUGUCACACCUGGCCUCAUGCCGCAGGACACGCUCUUCUACGGCAUCUUCGGCCUGGAGUGGAAAAACGUUAAGGCGUCUGCGGUGUGUCGGUUCUCUCUGUCUGAAGUCCAAGAGACCUUUCAAGGACCCUACAUGGAAAACCAGGACUCUGGCUCUAAGUGGAAGGAGUACACUGGAAAGAUCCCUGACCCCCGACCUGGAACGUGUAUAACUAAAGCUCUGAGGGCCAGGGGCAUAAACGUCUCCACCUCCCUGCCCGAUGAUGUGCUGAACUUUGUCAGGAGGCAUCCUCUGAUGUCCCAGCAGGUCCAGCCUUCAGACAGACGCCCCCUUUUGUUCAGGCGGACCACAGACUACACACACAUGGCCGUACACUUGAUUCAAGGCUUAGAUGGACGAACAUACCAUGUGUUAUACAUGGGCACAGAUGAAGGCUGGUUACAUAAAGCUGUAGAAAUCGAGGGUCAGCUGCACAUUAUCGAGGAGCUUCAACUCUUUGAGGAACCCCAGCCUGUUGACAGCCUGCUGCUAUCUGCAAAACAGAUGAGCGUGUACGUGGGCUCUCCAUCAGGUGUGGUACAGCUUCCCCUCUCUAACUGUCGCAGAUACACCUCCUGCUAUGACUGCAUCUUUGCCAGGGACCCUCACUGUGCCUGGAAUGGAGCCCAGUGUGUGGACGUAAUGGCACAAGCAGACAGAUCCACUUUAAUUCAAGACAUCCAGCAAGGCAGCAGAGGAUGUGAAAACACACAAGACGAUGUUGUGAUGCGGAGCCGCUCUGUGCGUGUGGGUGAUGACGUGCUGCUGCAGUGUGAGCUCAGCUCCAACCUGGCGACGCCCCUCUGGACUCUGGAUGGCAGCGAGCUGCAGGGCUACGGCCUCAACUCCGGCUUCAGAACUGGUACAGAUGGCCUGCUGAUCAUCGAGGCCCGGCAGGACCAGAGUGGGCUGUACACCUGCUACGCUGUGGAGAACAACAUCAAAGUCGCCAUAGUUACCUACAAUGUCACUAUCCGCCUGGACCUGCCCCCUCCUCCACCCGUUGAGCCAACGGAAGACCCCUACAGUUUCUUUGCUACUCUGCCAGCACCCACUGAGCGUCCCUCCUCUGAGAGGCCCCUGCCACCGCCCCCGGCUCCUCCUUCCUCAGAGCUGCUGUCCCCGAGGAAUAUGGAGGCCAUGUACUUGUCCCUCAUCACCAUCCUCGGAGGCCUGUGUGUGGUCCUCACUGUGGUCCUUGUCUAUGUGGGCUUCUGCCUACGAGUGGGCAACAGAGGGAAGUACUCAUUACGAGCUGCAGCUUCUGUCUACCCGAACAGUAAGAGACACAGCAGGAAUAGAAAACCGCACAGGAACUCCACCCACAUGGAGCUGAAGACCAUCUCAAGCCACUGUAAUGGCAACGGCAUUUGUAACGGAGGUUCAAAGCAGCAUAAUGGCAACAUCCAGGAUGGAGGCUUCCUCCAGAUUGUCCCAGGUGAGGGUCACCCAUCACCCAAUAAGGAGCCUCCUCCCCCAGCCCCUCCUCUCCCACCAACCCCACAGCAUCCCUCUACAGAGUGUGACUUCCCCAACGGGCUGUCGGCCACGCUGCCCAGCGUCUUAAGGAGGAUGAAUGGCAACAGCUAUGUGCUGCUGCGGCAGAGCGAGUCUGAAAGCACGUCACCGCUCUGUUACUCCUUUGCCGAGGAGCUCAACAGGAUUUUAGAGAAGAGGAAACACACUCAGCUGCUGCCCAGGCCAGACGAGAGCUCUGUGUAGAGACGCGGCUCCCCCUGUGGUGGGAGGACUGCUGUGUUCUUACCUGGUGCUGAAGUGCCUGUCAUAUGACUCAUUAUUGUUGAGGACUAAAACAAUAAGAGAGUCUGAACUAAAUUCUUUGGAUUUCUUCUCUUUCUUUCUUUUUUUACAAAUCCAUGAUGAGGCGUUCAUUCUUUUUGCACCUGUGAGCUGCUUGUCAACCUUAAUUCCCAAACACAUAACAAGUGAGAAUGAGAAAUGCCAGUGAAGGACAGAGCAUGACAUGGAAAGAAAGUGUAAUCUACCUCACCUCAAUACUGCCCAGGAGGACUUCUGCAGUCAGUCUGUAGUCUGAUCCGAGUAUCAGGGCUGAGAUCUCAGCUGCAGAGAGCUCCCUGAUCCACAAAGCAAAAGACACAGACUCCAUCGAGGAGCGGAGCCCCAUGGGAACAUAAAUACAUGUGAAGACUUCUGCCGUGUGGUGGCCGUAUUUGGCUCGGUCCAAACUGGAGGGCAGCUAGCCAAAGUUUGUUUGCACUGACAAGUGCGCAGAUGGCCUAUGCAUUUUUAAAACAUGACAUUCACACUUUAUAAAUAUUGAGGGAGAUGGACAUGGAGAGUGAAGGAAUUUGGUUUGCAGGUUCUCACUUUUCAUACUGACUUAACCAGUUGCAAUAACCAACACAAAAUAAUAUUCAACUCAUGACAGCUCACUUUACACCAGCCAUCUUUAAGAAAUGGUGAACUAAUCAUUAUUUAAUAUUACUAACCAUAUAUUUGUUUUAGGAUUUCUGAAUUCAUUACCUUGUUUUAUAUCAAUCAUUAAUGACACAUUUAAUUAUUAAUCAAUGACAAUAUUAAUAAUUCAAAUAGUCAUUUAAAUGUGGUGUUAAAAUAAUAAGAAAUUAAAUCAAUAACCCCUGACUGCCACAGUUAAUGAUUUGUUG